ACGAAUUGUAGCAAAGCAGGUACUUGUUUCAUAAAAUGAUAUUUCGUUUCAGUUUUUUGACUCACAUUAAGUUAUGGAAUUAUUAAAAUUGUCGAUCAUUGGAUUUGUGGUUUUCAUAUUUGCAAAAGAAGGUUUCGGUUUAAUGUGUUACUCGUGUACUUACUGCGACCAUCCAGAGUUCUGGCAUAUUCGUACCUGCUCUAGAGACCCUCUCCCAGCUGGUCGUAACUGGACAUGCGAAAAAGAUGUGAAGAUAGGACCCAACCGGGGCGUCAGAAUUGAUCGAUCGUGCGGAAUAAAUUACCAUGAUCAGCCCUGCCCUCCCGGAGUACAUUGGAAAGAUAGGAGCAUUGACGAAUGUUACUGCAAUACAGAUUUAUGCAACAAAGGAUUACAGAAUACAGCAAAUAUAUUCCUAACGUUGGCGGUUAUCAUAGUCCUGUAUUUAAAUUUUCUGUUUUACUGAAUCUCGUUGUAUUUCAUUGCUUUCCCAUUCACACCACAAGUACAAAUGGUUCAGAACAGUCCCAAGAACGGCGAAUAUGGAAUACUUUUUUCAAAUUACUCUUUUCACUCAACGGCUAAGAGCAGGGGCGUGUCAAACUUUUCUGCUGCCCAUGGCGAGUUUCUGAUAAUGAUCCCCGGAGGCUCCCGAAGUAUGCGAACCAAGAUGGCGGACAUCGGAAUGUAAUAUGUGUACUAGGUUAGGGUU
Styela clava is the source of this 712-nucleotide messenger RNA. RefSeq lists its product as uncharacterized. Lineage: Eukaryota; Metazoa; Chordata; Ascidiacea; Stolidobranchia; Styelidae. The record is from RefSeq and is a predicted model, not a curated record.